Molecule: messenger RNA, 2495 nt
Organism: Mizuhopecten yessoensis (Yesso scallop)
Lineage: Eukaryota; Metazoa; Mollusca; Bivalvia; Pectinida; Pectinidae
Product: ubiquitin carboxyl-terminal hydrolase 16-like
Exons: 14
Coding region: 120-1379 (419 amino acids)
Biological process (GO): protein deubiquitination
Molecular function (GO): cysteine-type deubiquitinase activity
Source: RefSeq, a predicted model, not a curated record
AGUCGGCACUAUAAGGUUUAACUCAGUUUCGUUUUGGCCUAUCUUAAUCAGAGGACGUUUGUGAUAUUCGCAGAACAUAGGUCAUUUUAUAGAAUACCAGACAUGAUUUGACAAAGGACAUGGCUGUAACUUUUACUAUCAUAUUUGAGUUUGCCAUUGUGUGUUAUGGAUGUAUCCUAUGUGGUGGAUUCCCACUAGGGCAUGUAGCCAGUCCCGAUAUGCCGUCAGAAUUCACUUCCACAGGGGUACAUGUAAACAUAACGGAUCUGCAGAUUCCCUUGACAUAUUGUGCCCAGCAAUACCCCGACAACACGUCCCCUGCCUCUUUCGAUGUUCAUCAUCAAGCACAUGAGCAAGGGAUAUCCCCCCAGAAUAAUUGGAUAAUUUUGGGGAUCGUUUUUGGCGUGUACAUCCUGAUCCUGAUCUUUCUAGCCUGUUUAAGGAAGUGUUUACUACAGAGUUCACACAAAAGACAAGCAAAACGUGUAUGGAUAAACGUGUUUCGGAUAAUAAGAACGAUUUGGCGCUUGAUCUGGGACUUUCUACGAAAAUUUUGCUGUUGCAUGUCUCCGGAGCAGCGACAGGUAUCGGGUAUACCUAAUAUCGGAAACACCUGCUACAUGAAUGCAGUUCUACAGGUACUUUGCUGGACACCAAACUUUAAAGAGCAAUUGCGAAAAGCCACCGAGGUGAUAGACCUUCCAAAUCCACAGGGACUUGAUAAAGACUCAGCGACUGAUGAAAGAAGUGUGACCUCACCAAGGAUAGACAAAUCUUUGCUGAAACUGGUGGACAGUGUGCGGGCUGGCAAAACAGUGAGGAAGUCAUUGCCCAAUGCCAUCCUUGAUGAUGUUCGCCAACUAAAUGAUCGGAUUGAGGGUCACAACCAGCAGGACAGCUAUGAAUUAUUCAAUACCAUUAUAGCUGGAUUGGAAGAUUUAAUUGAGGAACGGUGCAAUUGUGACAAUCAAACAGAGCAAUUGAUGAAUAAGUCCCCGGUAUCCCGACUGUUCAGUGGCGCGUUCUUCACCGCCUUCACGUACGAAUCGUGCAAUCAUAUUGAGACAAAAUUCCAGAGAUUUACCUCUAUCCCUGUGCAGAUCAUACCAAAGACCAAUCUGUUGUCCAAUAACAGCAGUGUAAAAGAAUCCUCCGUACCUUCAAAUAGCCAGGAAGCCGAGAAAGGAGACACAGAUCGUCAAUACCAAGACAAUCACAGCGAUGCAUACAAUAACUGUUCUGAUACAGAAUACACAUCUUUAAGUGAUCACAGGUCGGCGUCAAAACAUGCGACAGACCUGCUACAUCAUCAAUACGUACGUUGUCUCCGCACUUUGGAAAACAAUAGUUGGGGUCACACGGACUUAGGGAUGGACUAAAACUAUUUACUGAGGUUCAGAAAAGUUCUGGUACAGACUUUUGCAGAACCUGUGCGAAGACUGGAAAUAGAGAUUCAAACACGGUAACCAGAAGUAGGCGGAUGUUCAUCUCGUUACCCCCCAUACUGGUGCUUCAAUUCAACAGGUUUAAAAUGAACGAGUAUGGACAACUUAGAAAAAUCGACGAACGUUUGACUUACCCAGAAUAUCUCGACGUAGCACCAUUUUGUUCUUCUGCAUUUGAGGUACUUGAUGACCACCAGACAACAAUGUACCGUCUAUAUGGUGUGGUAUGUCACAUAGGAUCAAUAAAGGGAGGUCACUACACAUCUCGUGUGCGGACCCCUGUACAUGUACAACAUGAAGAGGAUUUGAAGGAGCGGUUCCUUACACAUGAUUGGCAAGAUCCUGAAAAGUAUGUUGAGAACAUUUUGUCUUUCUGGGAAGAAAAACAAUGUGAAAAAAAACACAACGGUCAACACAGAUGUGGAAAAAAUGAGACAAGUCUAGAAAAGGCCCAAUCGGACAUCUGGUACACAAUCAGUGAUACAAACGUUCGUAAGUAUCCACACGACGGUCACACUGCCCUUAAGGAAUCUGACGCGUACAUAUUGGUGUAUGAACGAGUGUGAAGCCAUUUCGUAUAGGAAAGAUGUAUGUUAUGUUCUUAAAGGAGUUCGGAUCUAAAUAAGAAACAAGUAAUUUCAAACUUGAGAUAAUGAAGUGAGACUAAAUAUGUCCUUUGAUAUGGAUUACAGUUAUGUUACUGUUGCCAUCUGGAUUAUAUGUAUGAUUUAUAUUCGUGUCUUAUUGAAAUGUUAUUUCUUAUUAAUUUUAGAUUUUUACCUUUUUUAUAACAUCUGACUGUUACGUUUGAAAGAAUAUAUUAUCGUUUGGAAAAGGUGGUUUUAAAUAUAACCGUCAACAAAAUAUACGUUAUUUUGAGGAGACGCGGAACAUUUAGUGCUAACAAUAGUGGUCGGCUAGUAUGACGAACUACUUUAACAGGUCUGUAGGUCACUACUGCUAUCCUGUUUUAUGUCAGUGAUGGAUACUCCUGUGUCUUUUCUAAACUUUUAUGUGAUAUUUUAAUAAAUAAAGCAAGAAAUGUAGUUG